Pteronotus mesoamericanus is the source of this 528-nucleotide messenger RNA. RefSeq names its product eukaryotic translation initiation factor 1-like. The transcript has 2 exons. Gene Ontology annotation, cellular component: eukaryotic 43S preinitiation complex. Bases 1 to 528 code for a protein of 175 amino acids. Lineage: Eukaryota; Metazoa; Chordata; Mammalia; Chiroptera; Mormoopidae. The record is from RefSeq and is a predicted model, not a curated record. Gene Ontology annotation, biological process: translational initiation. Gene Ontology annotation, molecular function: RNA binding; translation initiation factor activity; ribosomal small subunit binding.
AUGGUUCUGAGAGGACAGCUCCUACCGGCACCACUUGCGUUAGAAUCACCUGAGUUACUAAGUCGUGUGCAGAUUCCUCAGCCUCCCAUAGGUGACCCCACAGAGAAGGAGGAGGAGCCUCAUAUAAAGUUUGACAACGAAUAUCUUUAUGCAGACUGCUUCCACCAAAAAAAGGAAUCAUAUUGUUUGUCUGCCAUCCAUAACCUUCCCUCUUUAGACCCCUUUGCUGAUGCAAGUAAGGAUGACAAUUUGCUUCCUGCUAGCACUCAGGAUUAUGGCCAUGUUAGAAUUCAACAGAGAAACAGCAGUAAAACCCUUACUACCUUCCAGUGGAUCACUGAUGAAUACCAUAAGAAGAAACUAGUAAAAGCGUUUAAGAAGAAAUUUGCCUGCAAUGGUGCUGUAAUUGAACAUCUACAACGUAGAGAGGUAAUUCAGCUACAAGGUGACCAGUGCAAGAACAUAUGCCAGUUCCUUUUAGAGAUGGGACUGUCUAAGGACGACCAGCUAAAUGUUCAUGGGUUUUAA